This is a messenger RNA of Lottia gigantea (owl limpet), 318 nucleotides long. RefSeq lists its product as hypothetical. NCBI's taxonomy places the organism in Eukaryota, Metazoa, Mollusca, Gastropoda, Lottiidae. The transcript has 4 exons. Gene Ontology annotation, molecular function: calcium ion binding. The coding region runs from base 10 to 318 and encodes 102 amino acids. The record is from RefSeq and is a predicted model, not a curated record.
UACUCGGCUAUGGAAGAUCCUGAAUUUUUGGAUAAAUUAAGAAGUGUUUUCGAUGUUUGUGACGAAGAUGAUGAUGGAUUAAUAGCUGUGGAUCAUUUUGAGAAAUUAGCAGUAGAACACUUUGGAGCUUCAGGUAUUGAGCGUUCUAAAUGCAUUAUGGACCAUAGAAUAACAAUUACAUGGGAUAUGAUUUACAUGUCUGUUGUUGUUAGAAAUGCACUGAUUAUGGAUAAUGUUAAUAAGUUUCAGAUUUUUAAACCCAGUUUCUCCCCAUCAGUGAUGCAGCCUACCCUGUAUGCUGUUACCUGUCUUCAUUAG